This is a messenger RNA of Aspergillus clavatus NRRL 1, 579 nucleotides long. RefSeq lists its product as uncharacterized. The coding region runs from base 1 to 579 and encodes 192 amino acids. Lineage: Eukaryota; Fungi; Ascomycota; Eurotiomycetes; Eurotiales; Aspergillaceae. The record is from RefSeq and is a predicted model, not a curated record. The transcript has 2 exons.
AUGAGCCACCUCAACAACCCCAACUCGUUCGACAACGCCAACAACCGCGACUUUGUCAGGCCCACAGUUCAGCCUUCUGAGCCCAUGAGAAACGACGGCCACCAACUUGCCAGAAAGGUCGCUCCCGCUGACUACAAGCCUGAAUUCCGUGCUGAGACUCAUCCACCGGGCACAGCUCCUGCUAGCAACUCUUACAUCCCCAACACUACGGCGGAGUCUGGUAAUCAGGCCAUGAACCCCCUUGUCGAACGUAGCCAUGGCAAGGAAGCUGUCAAGACGUCGGCUGAACAGACCCUGACGGGGGCCACUUCCAAGGAUGUCCACAAAGGUCUGGGCCACCCCGGCUCUGGUCAAACAAACAACGAAAUCAAGCAUGAGGGUGCACACCAUCGAAAGCACAACGGCUCUGGUCUCGAGGGUGUGGGUAGCUAUCGCCAAGAUAAGUUCGAGCGCAGAAUGCCCGAGCAGCGUGGCAUUGAGCGUGAAGAAGCACAGUCCGGUCACCAUGGCGAUAAGGGAGUUUCUGCUGCUGAAGAUAUCCCCCCUCAAUCGGCUGAGACGGUGGCAUCGGGGAGAUAG